Messenger RNA from Penicillium brevicompactum, 2409 nucleotides. RefSeq names its product bifunctional aminoimidazole ribotide synthase/glycinamide ribotide synthase (gene ade1). Bases 1 to 2409 code for a protein of 802 amino acids. The transcript is spliced from 2 exons. Lineage: Eukaryota; Fungi; Ascomycota; Eurotiomycetes; Eurotiales; Aspergillaceae. Gene Ontology annotation, cellular component: cytosol. Gene Ontology annotation, biological process: adenine biosynthetic process; 'de novo' IMP biosynthetic process. The record is from RefSeq and is a predicted model, not a curated record. Gene Ontology annotation, molecular function: phosphoribosylamine-glycine ligase activity; metal ion binding; ATP binding.
AUGGCUUCCGAACAAUUGCGCAUUCUCAUCGUCGGCAAUGGUGGCCGUGAGCAUGCCUUCGCCUGGAAGUUGAGCGAGUCCCCCCUCGUCGACAUCGUCUACGUCGCCCCCGGAAACGGUGGUACUGGUCUGGGUGCCAACAAGAAGAUCACCAACGCCAAUGUCAAGGGUGACGACUACCCUGGCCUCGUCGCAUUCGCACAGCAGAACCAGGUGAACCUUGUGGUUCCUGGUCCCGAGGCCCCUCUCGUGGAUGGCAUUGAGGGCUACUUCAAGGCUGUCGGCAUUCGUGUCUUUGGUCCUUCUAAGGCUGCGGCCCGCAUGGAGGGCUCCAAGACCUUCUCCAAGGACUUCAUGCAGCGCCACCAGAUCCCCACUGCCGAGUUCGGAAACUUCUCUGACUACGAGGCUGCCCGCCGCUACCUCGAUUCGGUCUCGCACAACGUCGUGAUCAAGGCCGACGGUCUUGCUGGUGGCAAGGGUGUGAUCAUGCCCACAACAAAGGAAGAGGCCCACCAGGCCUUGAAGGAGAUGAUGGUGGACCACCAGUUUGGCAAGGCUGGUAACGAGGUCGUUAUCGAAGAGUGCUUGGAGGGUGACGAGCUGAGCAUUCUCACCUUCAGCGAUGGCUACACCAUUCGCUCGCUGCCCCCGGCGCAGGACCACAAGCGCAUCUUCGAUGGUGACCAGGGUCCCAACACUGGUGGCAUGGGCUGCUAUGCGCCUACGCGCAUUGCGCCCAAGGAGGUUGUCGAGGAGAUUGACCGCACCAUCAUCCAGCCUUCCGUUGACGGAAUGCGCAAGGACGGUUUCCCCUUCGUCGGUAUUCUUUUCACCGGUCUCAUGAUGACCAAGAACGGACCCAAGGUCCUUGAGUACAACGUCCGUGGUGGAGACCCCGAGACUCAGACUCUGCUGCCCUUGCUCAGCAAGGACACCGAUCUGGCACAGAUCAUGGUGGCCUGCGCCGACCACUGGCUGGACGGUGUCUCCCUCAAGAUUGAGCCCAACUUCUCCACCACCGUCAUUGCCGUUGCCGGUGGUUACCCCAACGCCUACGCCAAGGGCAAGGUCAUCACUCUGGCCCCCGAGCCCGCCGGAACCCUCAUCUUCCACGCUGGUACUACCCUGUCCGGAAACGAGCUUCAGACUGCCGGAGGCCGUGUGAUUGCAUCCACUGCCACCGCCGCGACCCUUGAGGAGGCCGUCGCGAAGAGUUACGAGGGCAUCAAGACCAUCAGCUUCGAGGAUAUGUUCUACCGCAAGGACAUUGCGCACCGCGCUUUCCGUCAGACCGCGGAUACCUCGCUCACCUAUGCCCAGGCCGGUGUUUCUAUUGAUGCCGGUAACGAGCUCGUCAACAAGAUCAAGAGCUCCGUGGGCCGUACCAAGCGCCCCGGCACUGACGCCGUCAUCGGCGGCUUCGGUGGUCUCUUCUCCCUGGCUGCCGCCAACUCCGCCUACCACCCCCACUCGCCCACUCUCAUCGGUGCCAUUGACGGAGUCGGCACCAAGCUCAAGAUCGCCCACUCUGUCGGAAUCCACGACACCGUCGGUAUCGAUCUCGUUGCCAUGAACGUCAACGACCUUGUCGUUCAAGGUGCCGAGCCCCUCUUCUUCCUGGACUGCUACUCUUGCGGCCACCUCGACGUUCCCACUGCUGCGGCUUUCGUCACCGGUGUCGCCGAGGGCUGUGUCCAGGCCGGCUGUGCCCUCAUCGGUGGUGAGACCGCCGAGAUGCCCGGUCUCUUCAUUGACGACUCCUACGAUGCCGUUGGUGCUGCCGUCGGUGCUAUCAACACCACUGGCGACAACGCCCGCGCUAUCCUCCCCCACACCGACAACAUGCGCGCCGGCGAUGUCCUCCUCGCCCUCGGCUCCUCCGGUCCUCACUCCAACGGCUACUCUCUUGUCCGCAAGAUCGUCGAGCGUGCCGGUCUGAGCUUCUCCGACCCCGCCCCCUUCUCCAUGCCCGGUCUCGAAGACGGUGUUUCCGUUGGCCGUGCCCUCCUCACCCCUACCCGUAUCUACGUCAAGUCCAUCCUCAGCGCUCUGAACACCCACGGAACCGCUAUCAAGGGUCUUGCUCAUAUCACCGGUGGUGGUCUCGUCGAGAACAUCCCCCGUAUGCUCCCCUCGACCCUGACCGCUCAGGUCGAUGUCAGCACUUGGCCUCAGCCUUCCGUCUUCUCUUGGCUGCAGCGUGCCGGUAACGUCUCCUCCGCUGAGAUGGCCCGUGCAUUCAACUGCGGUGUUGGUAUGAUCAUCGCCGUUGACCCUGCUUCCGAGGCUGCUAUUCGCCAGACCUUCGAGGCUGCCGGCGAGUCCGUCUACCGUGUUGGUGAGCUGCGUGUUCGCGAUGCUAGCGAAGAGGGCUGUGUGCUGUCCGGACUUGAGUCUUGGGCUUGA